GUCCCGGAAAUAUUAACCGAUUUUAAAUAUCUUCUGAUGAAUAAACUUAUGUAGGAGUGAGGUUUUGUAUUUAUUUAUUAAAUAAGUGAACAGUUAUUCAGCAUGGACAUAUCCUCUGAUGAAUCUGAUGACUGGUUUAUGGAGUCUCUAAACACAUACAAAGACCUGCAUGUAUUUCAACUCGAGCAUCCGACGAAAGUAAUAGAGUGGACGGGUGACAAAAAUAUUUGUGUUGCAGGAUACACUGGAGCAAGAAGCGAAAUCUUGGAGUUACUUCUGCCUCUUAAGUUAUAUGCAGGAGAAAACCAGGGUCUUUGUGCAGAAAGAGACUUCAAAGUACAGCAUGGUGGCUUUUCUGAGGAACCUGUUGAGAGUUUGAUACAUAUCCCUGGAACAAGGUGUGUGGUGACUAGUGGAAGUUCUAGUUCGACAUUGCAGAUUUGGGAUAUUGGAGGCGAUGAUAGCGAUGUUAUAAAAGCGACUGGAGUCAUAAACCUCAAGAGCACAUCAGCAAAAGGCAGUAAAAUAGCACCUGGAUUGGCAGACGAACCAGCAGUCCUUCAUGGUUCUUGUAUAAGUGAAGUUCAGCUGACAGAGAUAGCAACAGGACAGAUUCUGUAUACAGUAGCAAAAGAGUCCUCAGAUUCAGUGAGUGGCUUACAGUUUGUGAAUGCUUGUGUGUUUCUCAUUUGUGCGAGCGAUGGCACUCUGCUCAUGGGUGACACAAGAGAUCCCUCGACUUGUCAUUAUCCUCUGGAAGACAGUAAGAGUGGUUUGCACUGGUCAUUUGGAUUGAGGAGUGACAGCUCUCAGUCAGAACCUUCCUCUUGUACUGUAGCAAGAAUCUCGUCCUCUGGUCACAUGCUGUUGUCUGAUCUAAGAAAUUUACAGAGUCCGUUUUGUCAAACCCAACUAAAUGUCCAACACAACACAUCAAAGAAUGACUUCCUGAACGUUUCUUGGGCUCCUGUUCUCGACAGAUGUCUGUCUGUGUCGGGGUUUGAUGGAACAGUGCACAUCUACAACACAAUGAAUUGGAGUAAAGAGGGACAGAGCCCACAGCCAGUUUUUUCACACCGAGGUCAUGAAAUGUCACAUGAAGCAAAAUACAGUGGUUCCCCGCCUGUGGUUACCACCCAUUCUUGGCAUCAGUCACGGCCAAAGACUCUUCUCUCUGCAGCUACGGAUGGAUCUCUUCAUGUAUGGGACUGGGUGGAUAAAAUCACUGACAGAUGAUGUUGAUGUUCA
Messenger RNA from Sinocyclocheilus anshuiensis, 1248 nucleotides. Its product is annotated as WD repeat-containing protein 73-like. Gene Ontology annotation, biological process: cytoplasmic microtubule organization. The record is from RefSeq and is a predicted model, not a curated record. The coding region runs from base 103 to 1236 and encodes 377 amino acids. Lineage: Eukaryota; Metazoa; Chordata; Actinopteri; Cypriniformes; Cyprinidae. Gene Ontology annotation, molecular function: protein binding. Gene Ontology annotation, cellular component: spindle pole; cytosol. The transcript is spliced from 8 exons.